This is a messenger RNA of Rattus rattus (black rat), 884 nucleotides long. It is a transcript of the gene Ca7, whose product is annotated as carbonic anhydrase 7. The coding region runs from base 75 to 869 and encodes 264 amino acids. Gene Ontology annotation, molecular function: zinc ion binding; carbonate dehydratase activity. Gene Ontology annotation, cellular component: cytoplasm. Lineage: Eukaryota; Metazoa; Chordata; Mammalia; Rodentia; Muridae. The transcript has 7 exons. Gene Ontology annotation, biological process: regulation of intracellular pH. The record is from RefSeq and is a predicted model, not a curated record.
GAGGCCGGAGCGGCAGACCGAGCGAGCGGACAGAACGGAGUCGGCAGGUGCAGGGCCGCGGAGACAGCAGCGGCAUGACCGGCCACCACUGUUGGGGCUACGGCCAGGACGACGGCCCUUCAAAUUGGCACAAGCUGUAUCCCAUCGCCCAGGGAGACCGCCAGUCACCCAUCAAUAUCAUAUCCAGCCAGGCAGUGUACUCACCCAGCCUACAGCCACUGGAGCUUUUCUAUGAAGCCUGCAUGUCCCUCAGCAUCACCAACAAUGGCCACUCUGUUCAGGUGGACUUCAAUGACAGUGAUGACAGAACCGUGGUUGCCGGGGGCCCUCUGGAAGGGCCCUAUCGUCUCAAGCAGCUCCACUUCCACUGGGGCAAGAAGCGUGACGUGGGCUCAGAGCACACAGUGGAUGGCAAGUCCUUCCCCAGUGAGCUUCAUCUGGUUCACUGGAAUGCCAAGAAGUACAGCACUUUUGGGGAGGCGGCUGCAGCCCCUGAUGGCCUGGCUGUGGUUGGCAUCUUCCUGGAGACAGGAGACGAGCACCCGAGCAUGAACCGCCUGACAGAUGCACUCUACAUGGUUCGGUUUAAGGACACCAAAGCCCAGUUCAGCUGCUUCAACCCCAAGUGCCUGCUGCCCACCAGCCGGCACUACUGGACCUAUCCUGGCUCCCUAACCACACCCCCACUCAGCGAAAGUGUCACUUGGAUUGUGCUCCGCGAGCCUAUCAGAAUCUCUGAGAGGCAGAUGGAGAAAUUUCGGAGCCUGCUUUUCACCUCAGAGGACGAUGAGAGGAUUCAUAUGGUGAACAACUUCCGGCCACCACAGCCGCUUAAGGGCCGAGUGGUCAAAGCAUCCUUCCAGUCCUGAAUUUCCCACCCACCC